AUGGCAGCGGUUCCGGGUCCAGACACGCACGUGCACCGCAAGAUCAAGAAACGAAAGUAUUCCCGCAAAGGCUGUGUGGAGUGUAAGCGCCGCAGAAUCAAGUGUGAUGAGACUGAGUUGGCCUGUUACAACUGCUCGCGGCUCAAGAAGAUAUGCGUGUAUCCCGCCGGCACGGAGCCACGGGAUCACGCUGAAAAUAUCAGUUCGGGCGCUCCAGGAAACAGCGUGGGAAGAAAAGAAGCUCCGCUUACGGUAAAAUUUUACCGGCCGAAAAAGGCUGGAACAACGGACUUGCAUAGCACCAAGAGCAGCUGGCUCGGAAGGACUCCGAACAUUCACAGUACCCAGAACAACCACAGUACUCAGAACUCACAGAGCACGCAGAACUCACAGAGAAUGCAGAACUCACAGAGAAUGCAGAACUCACAGAGCACGCAGAACACACAGAGCAUCCAAAUCACACAGAGCAUCCAAAUCACACAGAACAUCCAGAUCACACAGACCACACUUUGCCCCACGCUCGACACACAACUUGGUCUCGCAAACCCGGCGUCUUCAUCAGACCAGCACGACCUCAACAUCGACGACUUCCCCCUCAACCGGGACUUGCUCGAAAGCUCGUUGUCGCCCCACACCCACCAUAAACACCUAUCACUUCCGACGUCCGUGCUCGUCGAACAGUGCGUGCGUGAAAACAGGCUCCGCGAGCCGCACGUGUCCUAUCUCCGCGUGCUCACCACCACCGACUUGUCGUUCCACCUUUUCCCCUUCGCCGCGCUGGCCGAGGCGAACGGCGUGGCCCGGUUGCUCCUCUCGGCACUGGUGAAAUGCACGUACUUGCUCACGUCCUUGCUCGCCAUCGCCGCCACCUUGCAGUUCAUCCGCACCAAUGACAAGCGGCACGACCGGGCGCUGCACUUCUACACGCGUGUGUGUUUCAAGGCGCUCACCAACGCGUUCACCAGCCACCAGUUCCUCCACAACUCGGCCGUGUUUGCCGGCAGCGUCGAGCGGCUUCUUCUUACCGUGUUGAUCAUGAGCACGCGCUUCACGGCCGCCUCCACGCUCCUCGACGCCCACGCGCCCAGUUCUUGGAAAGACCACUUGCGGGGCGCCCGCGAUUUGCUCGUGCGAUACUCUGAAAUGUCCCGGCUGUCGCAGGAACGCCACGCGCCGUACAUGUCGCCCGGGCUAGCGCUCGCCAAGUGCUGGUUUUUCGCCAUCGAGACCUCUGCGGCUAUGCACACCGCAGUGGGCGGGGCCUUGAGCAGGGCCGCCGGCUGGGACGGGCUGGACGCCCUGCAGCUAAUGCUGGACGUGUAUCUGUGCGGUCCGGACGUGGAUCCCGAAAAGGGGUACCACCUCCUUGUGGACACCGGGCGCAUUGAUCCGCACGCGAACCGCGAGUACCACCGGGCGUUGCAGCGUGUGGGCUUGGUGUGCACCACCGCCGGCGGCGCCGUGUUCAGCCUGUACUGGGGCUUCAACGCCAGCUUCUUGCGGCCCUUGGUGGCGUUCGUGUCCGUCACGGAUGCCGUGAAAGCCCGGGCGCUCGUGCACGUGCCCUUCCGCUGGACCAUGCAUCUCUUGGGGCUCGUGGACGCGCUGCUCCAGGAGCGCGUUGUGCCCGAGGUUUGUCUCCGCACGUUCGAGAUUCCCCGUUCGAGUCCGGGCCACCCGGAAUACACUGGCGAGAACCCGGCAAGGCUCCUUGAAAGCUGCUAUAUUAGCAAGCCACAGGGGCACGGCUCACCCCGUGUGUUCUCGUGGUUCGACGCGUCUCACCAGUACCAUGGGGACUACUUGUCGUUGCGGAUCAUGGUGUCGCCAAGCUUCCUCGGGCUACCCCGGAGCCACCCGGACGUGCAACACAUCAUCCGCAAGUUCUUUGACGGAGCGUUCUUCAUCCAGAGCAAGGCGGCCGCACAAUACGAACACGACAGGCAUCUUGUUCUCGCCGAAAGCACGCACUACUACUUGAGCAGCCGCUUGUUCGACAUCCGCUGCGUCAUGGUGCAUUCGAUGUUCCGGUUGGUCUCGGCCGUGGUGGUUGAUGAGAACCACUUCGAGCAAAUCGAGCUUUAUUUCCUCGGGCUCUUGAAGUUGGGCAACGGAAGCUCGCUCAAGUCAUUGGACAUGGUGGCUAGUAUCAAGCUGUUCCGCAAUGCGAACCGGAAGGCGCUUCAGGGCGAGCUUGACGAGCGAGUCUACGACUUCUGCGGCAGCACGAGCGACAUUCCUUUUUGCUAG
This is a messenger RNA of Metschnikowia bicuspidata var. bicuspidata NRRL YB-4993, 2250 nucleotides long. RefSeq names its product Lys144p (gene LYS144). NCBI's taxonomy places the organism in Eukaryota, Fungi, Ascomycota, Pichiomycetes, Serinales, Metschnikowiaceae. The coding region runs from base 1 to 2250 and encodes 749 amino acids. Gene Ontology annotation, cellular component: nucleus. The transcript is spliced from 3 exons. Gene Ontology annotation, biological process: positive regulation of transcription by RNA polymerase II. The record is from RefSeq and is a predicted model, not a curated record. Gene Ontology annotation, molecular function: DNA-binding transcription factor activity, RNA polymerase II-specific; zinc ion binding; transcription cis-regulatory region binding.